Messenger RNA from Talaromyces proteolyticus, 1689 nucleotides. Its product is annotated as putative MFS multidrug resistance transporter. The transcript is spliced from 3 exons. Gene Ontology annotation, molecular function: polyamine transmembrane transporter activity. Lineage: Eukaryota; Fungi; Ascomycota; Eurotiomycetes; Eurotiales; Trichocomaceae. Gene Ontology annotation, biological process: intracellular polyamine homeostasis; transmembrane transport. The record is from RefSeq and is a predicted model, not a curated record. Bases 1 to 1689 code for a protein of 562 amino acids.
AUGGACUCGACCGUAGCCGAAAAGACAGCAGUGACGAGCGAACUAAGCAAACAAGACCAUGAUACCAACACCGUAUCCCCCCGAAUCUCUCAGGAAUCAGUGCAACAUGAAAUCUCCGGCGACGAGGAUCACUCAGACGCGUCGACUGUCGCCGAAGAGCCCGCCAACACUGACAUUGAAAAUGCACAGCAUGUGAUUCGACAAGUAACAACAGACAUCGGGCCUCCAGUGCCCAUCCCGAGAUUGAAACGUCGAGGCCUCUUCGCUCAAUUGGCCGUUCUCCCCGAAGUAGAAAACCCAAAGACGUAUCCGCGACGAACGAAAUGGUUCCUGACCAUCGUCGUGGCCCUGGCUGCCGCCGCUGCUCCAAUAGGAACGUCCAUCUUCUUACCUUCUUUGCAUCAAGUAACCACUGAUUUGCAUACUACUGCGACCAUUGCCAAUCUAUCUAUUGCUCUAUAUCUCCUCGCCAUGUCCAUUUUCCCUCUUUGGUGGUCGUCGUUCAGUGAGGCGUUUGGACGUCGUUCUAUCUACAUCGCGUCGUUUGCUUUAUUUACUUUGUUUAACGUGCUAUGCGCUAUUUCGAAUAAUAUUGCCAUGCUCAUCGUCAUGCGUUUAUUAGCUGGUGGAGCAGCAGCAUCUGUUCAAGCCGUAGGCGCGGGCUCCAUUGCAGACCUCUGGGAGGUCCGAGAGCGAGGUCGCGCAAUGAGCUACUUUUACGUCGGUCCUCUAUGCGGGCCAUUAUUUGCACCUAUAAUCGGCGGCCUACUCGCCAACCGCUGGGGAUGGAGAAGCACGAUGUGGUUCAGCAUGAUUUUUGGAGGAGUCAUCUUCGUCCUGAUCCUCUUCGCUCUCCCAGAGACAUUAGAAUCGAGACAAAAUAUUCUUAGAGAAGCCGAGCAAACAACUGCAUCACUAGACAGGACAACAAGCAGAGUCUCCUCCACCGUGGUCCGCGGGACAGCCAAGUGGCUGAAGAUAUUGAAAAUGAUCUUCCUCGAUCCAUUGGCCAUAAUUUUGUAUCUGCGAUACUUCCCCAUUGCCCUAACUAUAUACUACGCUGCUAUCACCUUUGGUUCGUUGUAUAUACUCAACAUCAGCGUUCAGCAAACCUUUGAAGCCGCGCCUUAUAACUUUUCCACCCUCAUUGUCGGCCUGCUGUACAUCCCCAAUUCUCUAGGAUAUAUGAUCACGGCUCUCUUCGGCGGCAAAUGGAGUGACACCAUCAUGCACCGCGAAGCCGUCAAAGCCGGUAGAUAUGAUGAAAAGGGACGACCGAUCUAUCUCCCCGAGGACCGAAUGAAGGAGAACGCCUGGCUGGGCUGCCUGCUGUAUCCCGUAGCUUUGAUUGUUUACGGAUGGACGGCCCAGAAAGGCGUGCACUGGAUUGUACCGAUGAUAGCAAACUUCGGUUUCGGAAUCGGCAGCAUGCUCAUAUUCGCCGUCUCAACGACAAUGCUCACUGAAUUCCUUCCGAAAAAGUCCUCAUCGGGUGUGGCGCUGAAUAACUUCGUCCGCAAUAUAUUCUCGUGCGUGGGCACAAUCGUAACCUCGCCGAUUAUUCGUGGGAUUGGGAAUGGUUGGUUGUUUACAAUUAUAGGGUUGGUUGCCUUGGUGUCCGGGUUGGCGGUCUUGUCGACGAUGAAGAAGUUUGGGCCGAGAUGGAGAGAGAAGCCGAUUGAUCAUUGA